Hymenoscyphus albidus is the source of this 754-nucleotide messenger RNA. NCBI's taxonomy places the organism in Eukaryota, Fungi, Ascomycota, Leotiomycetes, Helotiales, Helotiaceae. The record is from the annotation of a GenBank genome assembly.
AUGUCCACCCCAAACCCAACCAAGAACGCCACCACCCUUCAACGCAACAAAAACCGCACCCGAAACUGCGGCGGAGACCCGUACCACAAAUGGCGUCCGCAACAUAUCCAAUGGAUGAUCGACGGCCACACGCGGUUCCAGAACUGGGAUGAUGUGAAUGAGUAUAUGAACGGCAAGUCGCGUCGACGUGGGGAGGGGGAGCCGUUCAAGACGGCGAUGGUGAAGGCUUACUGGCGGUUCUUGCGGAAGAAGCAGGAGAAGGAGGAGGAGGCUGCUGCUAAUGGUGCUACUGGUGAUGGUGGUAGUAAGAAUGAGGAUGAGGACGAGGACGAGGAUGAGGGAGAGGGAAAUAGUGAGGGGGAGAUGGGAAUGUCUUUUCGAGGUGGUAGGAAUGGCGGAGAGGGGGGUGAAAGAGGUGGGUAUAAGGAGGGAAAUGCAAGAACUGGACAAGGAAGCGAGGGUGUUUUUGGCAAGGUCCCGGAGAGAAGAAUGGUAAGUGUCUCUUUACGUAGAAGAAGACUUGGAAGUUGACAAAGAAUCCAAGGAUCUAGAUGCUGCGUUCACACGCAACAACAUUGCCGGACGACAGAAGGAGCAACGAUACGAAGAGCCACGAAACGAACAGCAAGGAAACUUUGUAUACCGAAAGGGCAUGACUUGGAGACCUGGAAUGACAUGGAACGGCUCCCUGAUCUCGGAGGAGGAUUUCCAGGCUGCGGAGAUUUUGUUGAGUAUGAGCAUGAGUGGCGCAUAG